AUGGCAUCCCAAGGGUUGUUAUUUCGAUGGAGGUCCCAUUUCAUCAACAAGGUGUUUGAGAAGUUGAUGAGAGUUAUGGAGUCAAGCACAAGGUCGCCACGCCCUUAUCACCCUCAAACCAGUGGGCAAGUUGAAGUCUCCAACAGACAGAUAAGGCCAUAUUGGAGAAGACUGUCUCCUUUCAAUUUGCUGUAUGGGAAGGACUGCCACUUACCUGUGGAGGUCGAAUACAAGGCUUUAUGGGCAGUAAAGAUGCUGAACUUUGAUAUAAAGGCAGCACAAGAAAGGAGGGAAGAGAGGCAACUCGAGGCACAACUCGAUCGAGCAAAGCAAGCUCGAUCGAGUGAGGAACCCAGUCGAGUGGAGCUCCUGAUGGCCGUCUCCCAUCUCCAGACCACGACCUUCCCCAGUUCUUUGGGGGGCACUGAGGCUAAGUUUGGGGGUGCCAACUCGAGCUCGAUCGAGUUGGGUGUAAAAACCAGAAAAGUGGUCUUUUGGAGCAUUCUGGAGCAUAUGGGACAAGGAGCAUGGAGGGACUUGGCACAUGGAAGCAGCUCAACUGGAUACGCAAAGGAAGAAGGGAGAAGCCAUCUUGAAGACCAGCUCGACCGUCUACUCGACCAACCGGUCGAGUUCCUCAACUCGACCGGCCAAGCUUCAACUCGAUCGAGCUGGAAGUCAAAGUCAAACCCGAAAAAUGUUGCUUCCCCCUUGACUUCCCUUUGA
Molecule: messenger RNA, 726 nt
Organism: Microthlaspi erraticum
Lineage: Eukaryota; Viridiplantae; Streptophyta; Magnoliopsida; Brassicales; Brassicaceae
Source: the annotation of a GenBank genome assembly